This is a messenger RNA of Fusarium oxysporum Fo47, 1455 nucleotides long. Its product is annotated as pectin lyase fold/virulence factor. Bases 1 to 1455 code for a protein of 484 amino acids. Gene Ontology annotation, molecular function: polygalacturonase activity. The transcript has a single exon. Gene Ontology annotation, biological process: carbohydrate metabolic process. NCBI's taxonomy places the organism in Eukaryota, Fungi, Ascomycota, Sordariomycetes, Hypocreales, Nectriaceae. The record is from RefSeq and is a predicted model, not a curated record.
AUGAGACUUAGCGCUGUUAUCAAAUCAGCAUGCUUCCUCCUUCUUGGUCAAAGCACCAUUUCUGAAGGUGCAAAGACCCCCCAGGGCUUUCUCCAGACUUGGCCUAUUCCCGAUGGCGUCCCUAUCGCAACCUCUUUUGAUGUCAAAGCUCGCGUUCCCGGUGGCAAGUGGGAAAAGAUUGAAACAUAUCAACCAGUUCACAACGAGGUCAACUUUACCACCGGCGGUUCUAUCAAGCACAACUCAUCUCUGGCAUAUUUCGAUUUCAACGGUACUGUAGAGAUUCAAGCCAGAUAUCUCAAUGAUCGAGUUUCCAAGGCCGUUAUCAGGCCUUACUCCCUCAACCUAACCCCUAAAAGGUCUGGUUCAGUUGUUACUUUUACCUUGAACGAGCCGCGAGAUGUCAUUGUUCAAGUCAACGAUGACAUCUUCGAUGUUCUGCACAUUUUCACCAACCCCCCUGAUACAAACGUGCCAUCUGAAAAGGAUAAAGAUGUCAUUUACUACGGCCCUGGCUAUCAUAAGCUCAACUCUACGCUUGAGGUUGGAUCUGGCAAAACUCUUUAUGUCGCCGGCGGAGCAGUGGUUUCAGCUCCCGAUAUCACAGUGACCAACUCGACUGAUGUGAUCAUACGUGGACGAGGUCUCUUGUACAGUCCAAAGGGAAAUUCCCUACAGAUCUACCGAUCCAGCAACGUCUUGAUCGAGCGUCUCGUUGGUAUCAACUUCCUCCCUAGGGCGUAUGAGUCAAAGGACGUGACAUUCAGUCAUUGGCGCGACUUCAGCGCAGUGCAAUGGGGAGAUGGAAUGGACGUUUAUUGCUGCGAGAACGUCCUUAUCGAUUCCGUCUUCUUGCGCAAUUCGGACGACUGUAUCGCAGUUUACGCUCACAGAAAUGAAUGGUACGGAAACUCGACAAACAUCACCAUCCAAAACUCAAUUCUGUGGGCCGAUGUCGCGCAUCCGAUUAAUAUUGGAACCCAUGGCAAUACUGAGGACCCCGAGACCAUUGCAGGUCUAACUAUUCGCAACAUCGACAUCCUCGACCAAAGAGAGGGACAGGUCGACUACCAAGGGACUAUUGCACUCAAUCCUGGAGAUGGCAACCUGAUUCAAGACGUCUUGAUUGACGAUGUACGUGUCGAAGAUAUUCGCGUUGGCCAACUGCUUAACUUCCGUGUCAUGUACAAUACCAAGUACAACACAUCACCGGGCCGAGGGAUCAAGGAUGUGCUGGUGCGUGAUUUGAAGUACAAUGGGACAAAGGCCAGCAUGUCCAUCUUUGUCGGUUAUGAUGAGGACCGGACGAUCAGCAAUGUUACGUUCGAAAACCUGGUUAUUAAUGGGAAGGUCAUCUCGGACAACAUGCAGAAGCCGGGCUGGUAUUUGACUACGGAUUUUAUUCCGGCAUAUGCAAAUGAGCAUGUGAACAACAUGACAUUCACGACUACUUGA